Molecule: messenger RNA, 7223 nt
Organism: Caretta caretta (loggerhead turtle)
Lineage: Eukaryota; Metazoa; Chordata; Testudines; Cheloniidae
Gene: TMEM168
Product: transmembrane protein 168
Source: RefSeq, a predicted model, not a curated record
UUAUUAAUAUACUUCAGAUUUUAUGUGCAGGAAUACAUUAAAAGCUUUCCUUAUAGAGAAUUUAAAGUAUUGGGUGCUUAUUGCUUGAAUGUUUGUGUCAGCAUAGGGCAUUUCUAAUUUGCAUCUUGUACUUAGUUUUUUUUUUCUCGAUUUUAGAAAGCAAAUUUAUUUCUGUAAUGCUCACAGACAGCAGACUGAUUUAGACUAGAGCACAUUUUCUCUAUUUGAAGUUGUAUCCAGGUUGUAGCAUCACCCUGAUGUUAUGAAAUUUUAUAAAAACUCUUAAAUUACAGCUAUAUUAUACGAAAAGGCCCAGUUUUCUAACAACCCUUAUCACUAUUAAAAGAAUUCAUUUCCAUGUUGAAUACCCCCCUCUGUAUGUAUGCUUUGAAUACACAAGUUGCAUUGCAUGGUGAUGCUGAAUGGGGCAGCUGCUUGCAUAAUAUUAGCAUGACAGUGAUGUUUUAAACCUUGGGGAAUAAAUACAUCCAUGAGCUAAAACAGUCCCUGCACCCUCAGAAUCCCACUGCUGAGCCAAGACGGAUAGGGGUAGUUACAGUAUGCAGUAUUGGUCCCAGGGUAUGACAGAGACAAUAGGGUGAGGUAAUAGGUUUUACUGGACCAACCUCUGCGGGUGCGAGAGAAGCUUUCGAGCUACAUCCAUCUCUUCAGGACUUCUAUAAUCCAGGAAUGUUACUGAUGAAAUGACAUUGCAGGAGGUUAUUGCUGCACUGCAUUUCUUGGAUGAAAGCCAAACAGUUACUUUCUGUAGAGUGGGUAAAAUCCCCUAAUUGCAUAUUUACAUGUGUAGAUCACUGCGUUACUGUGUUAGUCACUGUCUCUAUGCAGCAAUGACAAGGCUGGAAGAAGCAAAUAGAGAAGUGAACAUGCAUUCAUCGGUCCGAUACCUUGGCUAUUUAGCCAGGAUCAGCAUAUUGGUUGCUAUAUGUCUGGGCCUUUAUGUCAGGUGGGAGAAGACUGCAGAUGCACUAAUACUGGUAAUAUUUAUCCUGGGACUUUUUGUUCUUGGAAUUGCCAGCAUACUUUAUUAUUAUUUUUCAAUGGAAGCAGCAAGUUUGAGUCUCUCCAAUCUUUGGUUUGGAUUCUUGCUUGGCCUCCUCUGUUUUCUUGAUAAUUCCUCUUUUAAAAAUGACGUGAAAGAAGAAACAACCAAAUACUUGCUCCUUGCCUCCAUAGUUAUAAGGAUAUUGUGUGCUUUGGUGGAGAGGAUUUGCGGAUGUGUCCAUCAUCGACCAACUCUGCUGACAACAGUUGAAUUUCUGGAGCUGGUUGGAUUUGCAAUUGCCAGCACAACUAUGCUGGUUGAAAAAUCCAUAAGUAUCAUCUUGUUGCUUGUGGCUUUGGCCAUGCUGAUUAUUGAUUUGCGGAUGAAGUCUUUCUUGGCAAUUCCAAAUUUGGCAAUUUUUGGAGCUCUGGCAUCUUUAUUGUUUUUUCCUUCCCUGAACAUUCCCACAAACCCAUUUGCCUUGGGCUGUUUCUUUAGUUGCCUGAUUUCAGACCCUCUUCUUGAUGUCUAUUUCAGCGGACUUUCAGUUACUGAACGAUGGAAGCCCUACUUGUACCGUGGUAGAAUUUGCAGAAGGCUUUCAGUCAUCUCUGUUGGAGUAAUUGAACUUAUCUUUUUCAUUCUAGCAGCAUUUAAAUUAGGUGACUUGGGUCUCUGGUAUUUUGUUAUACCUGGUUUUUCCAUUUUUGGAAUUUUCUGGAUGAUCUGCCACAUUAUUUUUCUUAUAACUCUUUGGGGGUUUCAUACAAAAUUAAAUGACUGCCACAAAGUCUAUUAUACCCACAGGACAGAGAAUAAUAGCCUUGACCGAGUCAUGGCUUCUAAAGGAAUGCGUCAUUUUUGUUUAAUUUCAGAGCAGCUAGUAUUUUUCAGUCUCCUUGCAACUGCAGUUUUGGGUGCAGUAACUUGGCAGCCAAAGAAUGGGAUCUUCAUGAGUGUGUUUCUGAUUGUUUUACCUCUGGAGUCCAUGGCUCAUGGGCUUUUCCAUGAACUGGGGAACUGCUUGGGAGGAACAUGUGUUGGAUAUGCUGUUGUGAUUCCCACCAAUUUCUGCAGUCCUGAUGGUCAACCUACGCUUCUUCCACCUGAGCAUGUGCAAGAGUUAAAUUUGAGGUCUACAGGCAUGCUUAAUACCAUCCAGAGGUUUUUUGCAUAUCACAUGAUUGAAACAUAUGGCUGUGACUAUUCUACAAGUGGACUUUCUUUUGAUACACUUCAUUCUAAGCUGAAAUCUUUUCUUGAACUUCGGACUGCAGAUGGACCCAGACAUGAUACCUAUGUUUUAUAUUAUAGUGGUCACUCCCAUGGCACUGGUGAAUGGGCACUAGCAGGUGGCGAUGCAUUACGGCUUGACACGCUUUUGGAAUGGUGGAGAGAGAAGAAUGGUUCUUUUUGUUCGCGACUUAUAAUUGUGUUAGACUGUGAGAACUCCCAGCCUUGGGUUAAAGAAGUAAGAAAAGUAAAUGAUCUAUAUAUUGCAGUACAAGGAGCAGAAUUUGCCAGAGUGGUAGACAUUGAGGAAGCAGACCCUCCGCAACUUGGUGACUUUACCAGAGAAUGGGUCGAAUACAAUUGUAACCCUGACAAUAGCAUCAGCUGGUCUGAAAAGGGCCGUGCGGUGAAAGCAGUGUACGGUGUGUCAAAACGCUGGAGUGACUAUACUCUACAUUUGCCAACAGGAUGUGAUGUUGCCAAACACUGGAUGAUGUACUUCCCUCGUGUUACCUAUCCAUUGGUGCAUUUGGCAAACUGGUUUUGUGGUCUCAAUCUGUUCUGGGUCUGUAAGGCUUGUUUUAGAUGCUUGAAAAGAUUUAAAAUGAAUUGGUUUCUUCCCACAGUGCUGGACACAGGACAAGGCUUCAAGCUUGUUAAAUCAUAAUUAAAAACCAAAGAUGAGUAGAAGUGGGAGCUCUGGGAACUUUCCCACUCUCAAAUUUGAUUGACUUGCAAUUUUUUAUAUGUAACAGUUUUCUCUGUUGAAGAAAUCUUGCUACUUCAGUAGCUAUACUCACUGUGUUCAUCUUUUUGAGCAAUUACAGUAUAUGCAAAGGGUUGGAAGCUUCAUUCUAAAAUGAGGAGGAUAGGAUUAUACUAUUUGAAUUUUGUUACUGAGUUGUAUAUAAACAUGUAAAAGAUUUAUUAAAUAUGACCAUGCACUUUGGAGACAGAAAGCUGCCUGUGUUCAGAACCAAGAAAUUACAGGCUUUAAUAAGCUAUGGCUCAUAUGAUGAUACAUGGCAAUUAUAUCCCUCUCAAACGUCAAAUACAGGAAAGGAAACAAGCCACUGUUCAAAUCAUUUUAUUAUGCCCUCGCACUUCUAUGAUGGGUUUCAGAGUAUUAUAGAACAACACAGAGUCAAAAAAUAGAAAAACUCAAGAAGCCCUGUAGGUAGGUAGCUGCAAGGAUAUUUAAAUUAAUUUACAUUAGCAUUCUCAGUCCCUGCCUGUGGCCCACAUUGACAACAAUAGGAGUUGCCCACACAGAGUGAGGGAAUGAAAUGGAUCUUUGUUAGAACAUUUUGUGGUUCCAGCCAUGUUCUUGUUGACAGCCAACAAAGAGCGGUUUUCAAAUGUGAUUUUUAAAAUGUUCAAUAUUUUUUCAAAAUAAAUUCAGUCUCUCAGGUGAUAUUUUCUUUUAAAAAAGUUAAUAGGUAUAAGGUAUAAUAAAUGUGCUAAAGGUUUUGUGUGUGUUUACGCGCGCGCGUGUGCAGUUGGGGGCGGGAGGGAUGGGCUAUUCCAUCAGAUCUCCUGGACUUCCAUCAGUUUGGCUUUCCCCCAGGUUUCUUAUCUGAAAUCUCUGCUGUGCCUAGGACCCCAGUCCUGUGGAGUGGUGAGUAUAGGAUUGGAUCUAGGGGGGUGAUUAUCUUUUUUUUUUUUUUUUUUUUAAACUGAAACCAGACAGUUUGACAGGGAGAGUUGGGUUUUCCCUUUGUUGGGGAAAUUAGUCCUCUCCGCCCUGAGUAUCCCUCUUUGGAGGACCGGUCAGCACUGCUCCUUCAGUCAGAGAUGUUUGUCAGUUUAUAUGAGGUAACACUCACUCCAAAGGCAGAACUCUCUGGCUCCACAGUACUCUUAGCCUUUGUUCACCUGAAGUGCAGGACACCAAGAGUUGUAGGCUGCUGGGUGGAUCCACUUAAAAUUGUUUCAGAAUAAGUGUGUGUGUGAAUAAUUUAUAAGAUUUUGGAUUUACAUCAUUCGUUCACCAGCAUUUUAGUAAAAAUGCAAGUCAUUUUAUAAAUAAGACAUUAGCUGAGGAAGUUGCCUGAAAUGUAGCUGUGGUUUAAACAUCUGAAAAACAAUGUUAUGAGCUCUGUAACUCUUUGACUUCUGAGGGCUCGUAGCCUGCUGAGUUUUUUAACGUAAUGGUCAACUCAUUUAGAUAAUCUGCCAAUCCUGGUACAUAUUAAUUUGUAAACCCUACAAGAGAGGAAAUAUUCUAGUAGUAGUUGUUGGGCACGCCAGUAACCCCAAUAACUCAUCGCUCCUUCAAACUGUCAAUUCCAAUGAGUUAAAUUCACUGGCAAGUUAGGGCUCCUUCCCUAAAUUUCGUUUAUUAUCCUGUGUUGUGCAAGUUAGUUUAGCAAGAAAAUCAGCAUUCCUGCCCUGCCACAAAAAGGGAGGGGGAGUUAAGGUGGGUGAGAGACAAAUCAAAUCAUAUAAACUGUUAGGUUUCUUUCCAUUCAACCAUCUCAAAAUAACAACUGAGAUAAUGGUAACUAAGAGAAAGCAAUACAGGAACAGAGAACACUGUGUUCCAAAAAAGGGAAGCACUAUCUUGAUCUUACAGGGCUGGUCUACAAAAGUCAGCUAUUUCUGAGUGACAAACCUUGGGUCUGGAUGGGAGGGAUCUUCAAACAGACAGUUAUUAUUCUUGGUAAAAUGAUCAUUAUUUUGGCUUCAGUUUUGGUAACAAUUAAUUUAGUUGCAGUAAUAGAAUGCUCCAUCUAGAUGGCUCAUAGUACCCAGACAAAUCUGUGUGUAAUGUAAUGUAAAUAUGUAAUGACAGAUUUAACUUGUUAACUAUGUCUCUUUAAAGCCCCAUUAUUAGGACAUAGUAGUUACAACACAAACUUUUACAAGUCAGAAAAUUAGAACAUUGUAAUUCAAGGAAACAUAAACAUGAAUCUGCAAAUACUGUUGAUUUCAUCACCAGCCUUAACUCCUCCCCUUGCUUAUUCACUAUGGACUGGUGGGCGAUCCUUUACUGUCUAGUUGCAACUGGAGAAAUCUUGUGUUUAUAUGAACUACAUCAGUAUAUUCUGCUGUUGUACAAUGAUAUAACUGGCUUUCAUCCUUGUAGCCAGUAAUGGUUGCAGAGAGAGGCCAUCAUUGGAGAGUUUAUUAGAGGUCUAUGGCCUAUAUGUUGUGAGAAGAUAUAGAAAUGGUGAUAUUUUGUCCGCAUAUGAAAGUGUGAGAUCUCUGACCUAUGCUGGAAGUGUGAAUGGCCUAGUGUGGGGAAACCUGCCCAUAAUAUAAUCAUGGGCAGGGGCAGAGGGUAAUAUGUCAAAUAAUGUCUGCUGUGGCAUGUAUGUGGAAGGCAAGAAAGCCUCUACUUAGUGGAUUUGUUUACAGUUUAACUACUGGCCUGCUGCGUUAUCUCUAGGAUAGUGGGGAUCGUCUUUAGCCUUUAGUUGAGAGAUGGAUGGGGGAUAUUGCUAUUGAUUAAGAAGGCAGAGGUAAAGUUGGUAUUUGGAAACUUAAAUGGGUAUCUCUAGAUUUUCCCAUGUAUUUAUUUAACUACAACAUUCUGAUUUCCUGAGUUCAAAUACUUGCGUUUUAACCUGAACUCAAAAGUCGCUCACUUUCAGACUUUGAAGAAUAAUAAUAGUAUUCUAAUAAUACUAUUUUAGAUGUAAAGAUCUGUUUAUAGCUAUACUAACUGGACUUUUUGUCUGGAAUCUUCUUUUCCCAUUGUCCAAAAGAACAUGCUGUCCAUCUGUUUUUAAUCAAAAAAAGAACCACAGGGGUUGGGAGCCUACAGAACUCAAACACAUUAAUUCUGAGUGGCACUAACUUCCAUGCUCCAUUGUCUAGCAGCACGAAUGACUGCAGAACUCCAUAUUUCUGUGGCUAGCUCUCUGUAUAGGUGCCACAAGAUCAGCAGGGAUGCAGCUUGAAUUCUCUAGAGGUGUUGUGGCAUCCAAGCAAUUAUAGGGCCAUGCCCCAACUUCAUGUGGCCACCCUCUGGAGUGGGUAAUACAUCAGAAACCUUAUCCCUAAGGUUGGUCAGGACUGGACAGACAAUAUUUAACGGUAUCUCAAGUUACUGAUUUUGUUGACAGAUACUGGAGCAUAGGAGACAUGGUGACACUCCUGUGGAACUGUGACCUGCCUAGUGUUAAGCAGAAGUGAUUUUAGGAACAUUUGCAGUUGCAAGCUCCAGCCCUGCUCCAAGGUCCAUGCAGGCAGACCUCAUUGAGACUCACUGACUUCAAUGGAACUCUGCCUAAAUUGAUCCCGGUGUAGGGUUUGGGCCAUAUUUGAAUCUCAGUGCCAUAAGGUGCUAUUUAAAUCUGAUUCCAAAGAGUAUCUCAUUUGAGCAAAUGCUUAGGAAUGAGCAGUAUGGCGUCAGCAGGUGACUCAAGAUUUGAACUUAUUUUGAAGGUACUUGACUUCUGCACUGUACAUUCAGCCACUCAUUCAAAAGGUGUGUAUUUUUACCACAGCUGUGAGCUCACUUUAUAUUGGCUUGGUUUACAUUUCAGUUACCUCGUUUACAGGGCACGCUUUGCUGAAACAUACAGCUGCACUGAUUCCUGAAAACAAUUGUCUUGAAAUGGACUGCAUCUUGAAAAUGUACAGUGAUGUUUUUCUCUGACUAAACACAGGACAAAUCCAUUUCCUUUUUAAAAAUGUUUGCACUAUCACUUCUGUAUCUCCACCUUUUUGUUUGUGCUUUGGGAGUUUGGGUUUUGUUGUCUUUAGCUAAAACAUUUCCUAGGAUUUUUUUUUAACUUAUAAAUUCUUCUUCCCUUCAGUUCACAAGGUGAUAACCUAACAGGGUGAUACACUUGAGUGGUUAGAUGGCAUUUUCAGUUUCUUGCCUGCGCUGGAUAGUGUAAUUGGAUGAAAUUCCUUGUUUAUAAAUGAUGAUAGAAUUUUUGUGUGGGGAGAUUCUUUUCAUAUUUGGUUUUAGAUUCUGUAAAUGAAAUCUGUGUUGUAAUAUUAUUGCUCAAAUAUAUUUUGCUGUUUUGGA